AUAUAAGCGAAAGCAAUCGAUGAUGCAAGAACUCCAUGAAUGGGCAGAUGCGGGCUGCAGCCAUGAUGUCUCCGCAUCGUGAAAGCUCUGAAGGUGCCGAAUCAGCCUCAAUACACGUUUGCCAGGUUGUUCACCGGGCUUACACACUAGGCCUACUUCUUCAUCAACUUGGCUGGGGGCCAGAAGAUUCGUUAUCAAGUCUCUUUAAUACUCCCGGACUUCGAACAGAAUACUGGCCUGCUUAGGCGGCCGCCUGGUCUUAUGUCUGAACGUGACAUCGGCAUUGGAAAACCUCAAUUUGAUUAUUCUGCGACAAAAUCGCCUUUUGACAAAUACUUUACGAUCGCCGAG
Messenger RNA from Aspergillus aculeatinus CBS 121060, 351 nucleotides. RefSeq lists its product as uncharacterized. The record is from RefSeq and is a predicted model, not a curated record. The coding region runs from base 36 to 245 and encodes 69 amino acids. The transcript has a single exon. Lineage: Eukaryota; Fungi; Ascomycota; Eurotiomycetes; Eurotiales; Aspergillaceae.